This is a messenger RNA of Symsagittifera roscoffensis, 5980 nucleotides long. RefSeq lists its product as uncharacterized. The record is from RefSeq and is a predicted model, not a curated record. The transcript has 19 exons. Gene Ontology annotation, biological process: protein dephosphorylation. Gene Ontology annotation, molecular function: protein tyrosine phosphatase activity. NCBI's taxonomy places the organism in Eukaryota, Metazoa, Xenacoelomorpha, Acoela, Convolutidae. The coding region runs from base 44 to 5335 and encodes 1763 amino acids.
UUAUUAAAUAGAUGUUUUGAUGUAACAAUUGGUAUCAGCAAAAAUGCUUGCCCUGUCAAGCAUUUUCCUUCUCCUGGUUAUCGGUUUUUCUCGUGGAACCAACUAUGAUGUGAUUUUUACGGACUUCAAACCAUCAAGUAGUUUAUGUCACGCAGAACAAUCAAAUACGGAUCUCAAGCCAGAAGGCAGCCGUUCCAGGCGGCAAGCGAACGAGUCGUCAAUUGCGAAUGAUAGCUCAAUUGUAAAUGCUGUAGAGAAUAACAUCACCGCUACAAAAACUACUGUGCCUCCGCCGACCACUACGAAUUUGAAAUUCGAAACUCCAACAACACUAAAGCCAAUAACUACUCGGGCUCAAGUGACUACGAAGGUGCCUGUAGCCAAUGGAUCUACCGCUACUGCCUCUAAAAUUGCGCAAACACCCGGUAACAUAGAAAGCAUGACGACUAUUGGUGUUAUUCCCGCUUUUGAAAAUAGCACUAAUAAUUUAUCUGCACCCUAUGCGUUAACCCCUAGCCUGUCUUCCACUUCAACCACUCCUUUUCCCAGUAAAGCUUUUUCCCCUGCCGGCGAACCGUAUAGUUUAUAUACGAACUCAUCGCCAGAACCUAUCAGUAUCGUCAGUAUACUAGAUGUAACGACAUCGAGCGCCAAAUCUUCGACUGAAGCUGCUAGCCCCCGCAAUACCGAGCCAUCAUUUGUGACUUCGUCUGACAAGCCUGAUUUGAAUAGCAAGCAGAUUGAAGCUAUAACAGAUAAUAUAUCAGUUGCUUCCACCACCCCCGCUUCUAUUAUUUCUUCUAAUAACACCCCCAUUUCAUCCACUGACUCAAACUCACCUCCUGUCUCUCCUUUUGUGUCUACUUCUGUCCUAAAUGUUUCUUCCUCGCUUGACCGCUCCAGUAGUAAUACAAGCAUGCAUGAUGCACUUAGUAGCACUGUAGCCUAUAAUGAACCAAAUGAUAACUUACCUUCAGUUUCAUCUUUAGCACCGAUAAAUAAGAAUUCAACGUUGCCACCGACUACAAACGCUACUACACUUGCGCCAGCUACAGAGUUUACACCAUAUCAUUGCACUCUUAAUGGCAGUUCGCCUGAAAUCGACACAGUUGCGUGUGGUAAAAUUAAGCUAUGGGAAUACAUAUGUCGUAACAACUGUAACAAUUGUGACUCGUACGGCGGAACGUGUCUACCCUUUGAGAAUAAGUCAUCUGUGGAAUGGAAAUGCGUACGAUAUGAAGAUAUGCAACCAAUCACAAAAGAGGAUACACUUUGCAUGAAAUCUAAUCUCACAGCUAAAUGCGAUGCACCUGAAAUACCGAUUUUGGAGCUGGUACUGUCGAAUGUCGAAACAAAGUCGUUGAAUGUUACAUUGCGUAAAUCGGAGCCAAAAGACAUUGCAUCGUCGUACUGGAAAGUUGAUAGUAUGAGCUAUUGCAUCGAACUUGCAGAUAUUUCUCAGCAGAAGAAUUUGAAUCCAGAAUAUGCGAGGCUGUUGACGGAACCGAAUUUAGAAUGUAGCAACACUAGUGGAUUUUUUGAUCCGCUGCAGCCAGCAGUGUGUUACAUUGUUUCUCUAGAUGUGAUCUUCGUUUCUACUAUUAGCUUCAAGCAAGCCUACAGACAGGCGUACAGACUCAUUUGUACAAAACCUACAGCUCCAAGUGUUGUCCCAUCGCCUAGUAUUGAGGCUACUGCAAUGACAAUAACCCUAAACAAAGCGCAGAAAACUCUCGGACAGUCAAUGUGCUACUACGUUCUACUUAUUUCAAUGACGGCCACUGAAACCCUUGCAGACCUGGAAAUCAAGUAUAUCGACCAAACUUUGAACGAGUUCCUAAUAUCCGAAUCAAUGAAAGAUGCUCUCAAACUGAGACCUUAUCUUUUAAUGGCUAUAGAUGGGGAUAAAUUUAAUGGGGAUAAAGUUACCUAUAGUUUUAACACUGGAAAAGAGGAGCCGGAAUUGAGUUCAUGUGGUCCCUGUAAGGAUGCAAUGAACGCGCAAUUGUCGCCUGGAAACUAUCUGGCCUUAGUUGUGGCGGCGGUAAAUCAGCCAUCCGCGAAGAAUAAAGCCUGUAGUUACAAUGAGACACUCGCCCGGAAAAGUGACUACCUUCCACUCAGCUACGUCCUCCCAAAAGAGUCAGGCGGCAGUAUGUGGAUUCCCAUCACGAUUCUCACCACAAUCCUCAUCCUCUCCCUAAUCAUCCUCUCUCUUCUCUUCAUUACCAGAAAUCGAAGGUGUGAAGGAAUGCAAAUAUUUUCAAAACUCAGAUUCGGAGAAGAUGUGAACGAUUCAGCAUUUAUAGAGAACAACCCUUACAACAAUCAACUAAUGGGCCAGAACAACGGAAGUGUUAGCUCACGCAACAACCUCAAUGUAGCAAUGGUCCCUAUAAAUUCAAAUGGGUUUCAUGGAUUGUCAAACUCAAACAUCCCUCAAGUAGCUCAAAUGAAUAAUUACGCGCAAGUUGACCCCCAGAAAAGAAUGCAAGCUGACAAUGAUUUCAAAGUGGCGCUUAUUGAAGAGUAUGGUCCAGAGUAUUUAGAAGACAGAAGAAAAUGUGUGAUUCAAAUGUCGAAUGAAAACGCAAAGGAGUUUGUAGAAAGAAAGUGCACAACACCUCACUUUUACUACACGUUCUACAAGAGUAGAGGCCUUCCUUGUCCUGGACAACCUCUAGAACCGGAACCGAAGUACCAUGAAAUGACGCAGUGGGAUUUCGAGUUUGAAAGAAUAGCGCAUGACGGGUACAUGGAAGGGGAAAGUGCGCCUCCUCAGGUGCUAAAUGAUCCCUCGGUAGUCAAAAUCAACAAGUUCUCCGAUGUCUGCCCAUACGAGUUCAAUCGAGUCAAAUUGACACACGGCAUCAAAAAUAACCCAAACAAAGACAAAACCAACGGCAGCCUGAUCCAGUUUCCAGGACUGCACACGAAAUUCAUAGCCAUCCAGGGCCCCGAUCAGUCUUACUACAUCAACCAGUUCUGGCAGAUAGUUUAUGAGUACAACUGUGAUGUCCUAAUCAUGCUCGCAUCAUUCAAUGUGUCGAGUGGCAAGGAUGGUGUGCAGUACUGGCCCGACUUCGAUGACCACGAGGGGGCCACACAGGUGUAUGGCAACUACACAGUGACCAUGACAGAUAAGAGAUCCAUCUACUCCUACAUGGACCACAGGGUGUUCCAAGUUACAUUCACACCUGUGAACAACAACUACGAGUCUUCGUCGCAGUCCGAGAACAACACAGGUAAUGAAGAAGAUGAAAUUAAGCGUAGUCGCAACUCAAACAAUAGCCAAUCUGAUUCGAGCUCCACGAGCAGUGGCGCUGGUCAAGAUCAGAACAUGAGCGAACCGGGGGAGACGAAGAUAGUGCACCAUUUCCACUUCACAAUGUGGAACGACUACGGGAUCCCGACAGAUACAAGCAGCUUCUGGUCUUUCAUGGACACCGCCAUGGCAUACCACGAGAGUGUUCACGCUCCUGUGUUGGUCCACUGUCGAGCUGGAAUUGGCAGGACUGGCACGUUCAUUGCGGCCCACUACCUGCGAGAGAUGCUGGAGAGAGACCACAAGGUGGAUGUGCACAGGUUCGUCUGGCAACUCAGGGCCCAGAGGAAGAAAUUCGUCCAGAAAGUUUGUCAGUACCGGUUCAUCCACCAAGCUUUACUGGAACACAUUCUGUUCGCUCCGUGUAGGAUGCAACUUAAAACUCUGCAGAACAAUCAAUUCUCCCAAUCCAUCAAAACCACUGUCCUAAGACAGCUGCAGAAUGUUGAGUUUGUGGAGAAGUACAGAGAACACCACCUUGAGAAGGAGAAAGGGGAUUACAACGGGCGAGAAGAGACAUUUCCACGCGACUUCCAGAAAGUACCCUAUAAAUACAACUUCGUCCGAUUCCCCGCCGACAUCAUACACGAAGUGUACAGUUCAUACCUGAAUGCAUCUUGGAUCUGUGGAUACAACGACGAGUUGAAGAAGUUCAUAGUGACAGACCUCCCUUAUGAAGUGAAACACAAAACAUUUUGGUGGAUGGUCUUACAGCAUAAAGUAUCCUAUAUUGUGUAUAUUGGAGACUUACCAACAGAUGGCCAGAAGAAAGAAAAGCCAUACUGGCCCGAGGUUCAAGGUCAAUCUCUCAAAUUCGGAAGAAUUAAUGUCACUCUUCUGAGCAAGAAAGGUUUUAUGCCUAAUGAGCACGGAGAUGAUUUCUCAACUGAAGGCGAAGAUGAUGAAAGUAAUAUUUAUAUGAACAGUUCGUCGAAUGGCCUCGAAAGCGAAUGCAAAUCGGACGGAAAAUGUUCAUCCAGGUCAUCCGGCCCGUACUCGGCAAUAGUCAGACAGCUUGUGCUCACUGUUUCAGAUGACGACGAGAACUUGGCGCGGGGCGAGGAGUGGCAUAUAACCCACGUGCAGUACCUGCUACUAGAGGGAGCCACUGGUCCCCCCUCCAGCCCCGCCCACUUCGCACAUUUCGUGUCACUGGUGAGAAAUAACCUCGUGGGGGAUGUCCCCGAUACCAGCAUCCCGAAGUUCAAUCACAAAGGGGUGUGUAACUGCACGCUCAAACGAGGCAUGCGGGACUCGGCUUUCAAUCGAAGCAGUACAAACAGUGCAGGGCCAAAUGGGGAUGGCACUGACGCGCAUAAUACGUGUGACUGUGCUAAACCUCUCGUCGUCCAAUGCCUGACUGGUGGUUUGAGAAGUGCUCUUUUUUGUGCAAUAUGGAUGCUGGCGCAGGACUUGGAGCAGACAAGGAGCUGCAACGUGCCCUUCCUCAUCCACCGACUCCUCGAGCAGCGCUGCACCAUCUUCCCCUGCCGAUCUUCUGACAUCGCCUUAGUCUACGGAAAUGACUGCUUCAAAUUUGUGUACGACUGUCUGCGUGCUAUCGCAAGUGGCUCUCUUGACAACUACUCCAUUAUUUCACCCUCAGACUCCAGUGGGAUAUUCAGCUCACCACUUUCAAAUAACCCAAGUCUGCCGAGAACAAAAAAGCAGCAGGUAUCCCCUUUGAAUAACGGAAGUGGGCAGUCUUCAAGUCCGUUUGAGGGUAGCAGAGGCUCAACGCGGAGAGACAGCGGGCAAUUUUCGAAUGUCAAUGGAGGCGAUUCGGAUCGAGGCCAAGGCUCAUUGCGGCCUCACCACCCGAGUUCACCACGAGCACAACAGGACGCCAUCUCAUUCACGAAGAAUCUGGAGUCCCCCCUGCAGGAAAAACCAGGCCCAGAUUCGUCCUCAUCAAAUGAUGCUCAGAUGGCCUUUUCGACGUUCAAGCGGAACAAGAUGAGCUCGGAUUACGCAAAUGUAGACUCACAGUUAGAAUCAUCAAUAGUCUGACGACUGAAUAGAAAUUAUUACAUAAACUUUAUGUAACAUUAGAAUGCUUAGCUUGACUUUCAGCAUUUGGGAUAAAUAUCGGGACAUUUUAUACGUUCUUUUGUUUUGCUGGAUUAUUAUGUUGUUAACUUCAGGCCUUUCAGUUGAGUUCGGAGCACGUCUAGAAAGGCGUUCUAAAUUCCAUUCUAGAGCAGGAGAAAUGAUUGUUUGAAUUGCACAUUUUGAUAAAUUUUGUCGCUCUGUCUCCCAGCAUUGCGCUUAUUUUUUCAUUUUUUACAUCAAAGUUUAUAAUUUAUCUUUAUGAUUGCUAGCUAUAUUAUUUGAAAUGAAUUAAAUUUGACCUCGAGAGCUAAGCAAGUUGAGUAUGAUUUUAUAUUGUCGAAAAUGAUAUCGUGUUUGUAAAUUAUUGCUAGAUGCUUUUAAAUCUGAAUAUUUAUCUCGCAUGUUUAGCAUCACUCGCUAAAUUAGGUCUGCGCAACUUAUAGAUCAAAACAGAUUUGCUACCUUUUCUGAUUUUCAGUCAAAAUUAGCUGCGAGGCCUUUUCUAUCGAACACUUCUAGCGGUCAGUCAGAUUAGAUUCGAAUAUGGAUAUUUCGUUGCACAAAUUUGCAAUUCUUUAACGUUAAUAAAUGAUUUUAUGUCCA